Racocetra persica is the source of this 205-nucleotide messenger RNA. The record is from the annotation of a GenBank genome assembly. Lineage: Eukaryota; Fungi; Glomeromycota; Glomeromycetes; Diversisporales; Gigasporaceae.
AUGAGUUCUUUAUCCAAGAAAAAUACAUCAAAUUAUAGAAGUGAUUGCGAUAAUGAUUGCAAUAAUGAUAACGACCACAACAAUGACUGUGGUAAUAACUGCGAUAAUGAUUACUACAAUAAUGACUCCAAUAAUGAUCAUAAUGAUGACCACAGUAGUGAACAUAACCAAAAUGUUAGUAUAUCUCGUAAGCGAAAUAAAGAAA